This is a messenger RNA of Tupaia belangeri chinensis (Chinese tree shrew), 1611 nucleotides long. RefSeq names its product estrogen related receptor beta (gene ESRRB). Gene Ontology annotation, cellular component: nucleus. Gene Ontology annotation, biological process: regulation of DNA-templated transcription. The transcript has 8 exons. Gene Ontology annotation, molecular function: sequence-specific DNA binding; steroid binding; zinc ion binding. The record is from RefSeq and is a predicted model, not a curated record. Bases 42 to 1460 code for a protein of 472 amino acids. NCBI's taxonomy places the organism in Eukaryota, Metazoa, Chordata, Mammalia, Scandentia, Tupaiidae.
CGCCGCCUUCUCUACCAACUGGGAAUGCUCAAACGAGACUGAUGGACGCGUCCGAACUCUGCAUCCCGGACCCCCUCGGCUACCACAACCAGCUGCUGAACAGAAUGUCCGCAGAGGACCGGCACCUGGGCUCCAGCUGCGGCUCCUUCAUCAGGACCGAGCCGUCCAGCCCGUCUUCGGGCAUUGACGCCCUCAGCCACCACAGCCCCAGUGGUUCGUCUGACGCCAGCGGCGGCUUCGGCCUGGCCUUGGGCAGCCACGCCAACGGGCUGGACUCGCCGCCCAUGUUCGCAGGCGCCGGGCUGGGAGGCACCCCGUGUCGCAAAAGCUACGAGGACUGUGCCAGCGGCAUCAUGGAGGACUCGGCCAUCAAGUGCGAGUACAUGCUCAACGCCAUCCCCAAGCGCCUGUGCCUCGUGUGCGGGGACAUUGCCUCCGGCUACCACUACGGUGUGGCCUCCUGCGAGGCCUGCAAGGCCUUCUUCAAGAGGACCAUCCAAGGAAACAUCGAGUACAGCUGCCCAGCCACCAACGAGUGUGAGAUCACGAAACGGAGGCGCAAGUCCUGCCAGGCUUGUCGCUUCAUGAAAUGCCUCAAAGUGGGGAUGCUGAAGGAAGGUGUGCGCCUCGACCGAGUACGCGGAGGCCGCCAGAAAUACAAGCGACGGCUGGACUCGGAGAGCAGCCCGUAUCUGAGCUUACAAAUCUCUCCACCCGCUAAAAAGCCAUUGACCAAGAUCGUCUCAUACCUGCUGGUAGCCGAGCCAGACAAGCUCUAUGCCAUGCCUCCCCCUGGCAUGCCUGAGGGAGACAUCAAGGCCCUCACCACUCUCUGUGACCUAGCAGACCGGGAGCUUGUGGUCAUCAUUGGCUGGGCCAAGCACAUCCCAGGCUUCUCAAACCUCUCGCUGGGGGACCAGAUGAGCCUGCUACAGAGCGCCUGGAUGGAGAUCCUCAUCCUGGGCAUCGUGUACCGCUCGCUGCCCUACGAUGACAAGCUGGUGUACGCCGAGGACUACAUCAUGGAUGAGGAGCACUCCCGCCUCGCUGGGCUGCUCGAGCUCUACCGGGCCAUCCUGCAGCUGGUGCGCAGGUACAAGAAGCUCAAGGUGGAGAAGGAGGAGUUCGUGACGCUCAAAGCCCUGGCCCUGGCCAACUCAGAUCCAGCUGUAACUCGGCUGUCUGCAGGUGCCUCCCUGCUCUGCUGGCAGUUAGAUUCCAUGUACAUCGAGGACCUGGAGGCUGUGCAGAAGCUGCAGGACCUGCUGCACGAGGCACUGCAGGACUAUGAGCUGAGCCAGCGCCACGAGGAGCCUCGGAGGACGGGCAAGCUGCUGCUGACGCUGCCCCUGCUGCGGCAGACGGCCGCCAAGGCCGUGCAACACUUCUACAGUGUCAAACUGCAGGGCAAGGUGCCCAUGCACAAACUCUUCCUGGAGAUGCUGGAGGCCAAGGUCUGAUGGGCAGGCACACGGACCAGUGCCACCCUCAGACAGACAGACAGACAGACAUGGAGACCUCCACAGCCACCAGCCUGGACCUUCAGCCCCCGUAUCAUGGCUCUGAGCUGUCCCGAGGAAUGGGUUUCCCACCCCUGGACAGUGUGUUCAG